This is a messenger RNA of Camponotus floridanus (Florida carpenter ant), 1149 nucleotides long. RefSeq names its product extensin-2 (gene Cpr100A). The transcript is spliced from 3 exons. Gene Ontology annotation, cellular component: chitin-based extracellular matrix. Lineage: Eukaryota; Metazoa; Arthropoda; Insecta; Hymenoptera; Formicidae. The coding region runs from base 141 to 827 and encodes 228 amino acids. The record is from RefSeq and is a predicted model, not a curated record. Gene Ontology annotation, molecular function: structural constituent of chitin-based larval cuticle.
UCCACGACUGGGAUCCGCGUUGCCAUCAAGGCCUCUUCGCCAGGUCGCCCUGAACCAACUCGUUGUAUAAAACGCCCCUCCCGUCGAUUUCUGGGUACAUUGUUGUACUUCCCGCUGCCUAACGAUUCUAUUCCUUCAUCAUGCACGCUGCAUUUAUUAUUUUCUUGACUGUCAUUAUUGGCGUUUUUUGUCAAGAGCCUCGUUAUCAAUCAUCGCAUCAAGCGGCAAUUUUGAGCGACGCGCGUUAUCUGGCAGGUGAUGGCACAUUUGGAGCGGCCUAUUCUCAAGAAGACGGUGUUGAAUUUAAAGAAGAGAGCGAUGUGGAUGGUAAUCGACGUGGAUCAUACUCGUACGUCGAUCCAACCGGGCAAAGACGUACCGUGACCUAUACUGCGGGAAAAAAUGGCUUCCAGGCGACCGGGGAUCACAUUCCCACUGCACGUCCGCAAGUAGCCCCGCAACCGGAAUACGUACCGUUGUCGCAGUAUAAUCCGCCGGAUUAUCAAUCCCCGAAUUACGCAUCACCACCUGUUCAACAGUAUCCACAGCGCUAUGAACCAGCGGAUUACGAGCCACAGCCUGUCGUUUACCAGCCGCAGCCUCCACCUCCGCAAUAUCGGUAUCGACCGCAGCCGCAACCUAGUUAUCAUCAUCCCUCGGAAUUACAAAGUAUACCCUCUUAUGAGCCUCCUAGUCCGCGUUAUCAACCUCGUCCCGCGCCGUACAACGCGAUAACGACUCCGGCUCCUCCCAAUUUUUAUCCACCGGGGAAGCUCAAUUUCAAUCGAACCCCCGACGGUUUUUCCUACACAUUCAGCAAAAGUUAAGUGGCAUAUAAAUUAAAUGAAAGACGCGACGAUCAGGUUGUAAAAUUUUUAAUCUAUGAUAAGAAAUACAUACAUAUAAUAUCGAAUCUUGACCGAUCGAGAUGUGCCAUUAAUUAAAAGAGAAUUCAAGAUUUUGAAUAGAAACGCGUGGCCGAAUAUAUAUUUAUAUUAAAGAAAUAAAAAAUAGCUAAAACAAGUGUAUCAAAUGUGAAAAAAUAUCAUUUACUUCAGAAUCAACAUCAUGACAUUAAUUUCCAUUUUUCUCAUGUCAAAUCUGUAAUCAAUUUUACGUUCGUAAUUGAUAUAAUAAUUAUUAUACCUU